AUGGUAGUAAAACCAAAGGAAGAACAAUUGCCCAGCUUUAUCUCUGAAUUUGAAUGUUGCUUUGGAGAACUUGGUACUCUGCCCAAAGUUCACAAGAUAGUUAUUGACCCUAGUGUUCCGCCAGUUAUUCACCCUCCACGGCGUGUUCCUAUAACCAUCCAACCUAAACUUAAAGAAGAACUCGACAGGAUGGAGAAACUCGGGGUUAUAUCCAAAGUCACUGAGUCGACAGAUUGGGUUUCAAGUCUAGUAGUUGUUGAAAAGCCAGAUGGAUUAUUCGUAUUUGCCUUGAUCCGAAGGAUCUGA
Molecule: messenger RNA, 306 nt
Organism: Paramuricea clavata
Lineage: Eukaryota; Metazoa; Cnidaria; Anthozoa; Malacalcyonacea; Plexauridae
Source: the annotation of a GenBank genome assembly